GGAACGAAAAGAAAUGAAGACAAUGCCGAUCUAUGAACAACUUGCAACGUGGGAAGUCGACCGGGAGAACUACGAAACUUUCCAUGUUUGGAAUGAUUCAUCCAUAAAUGGUAAUGCCACGUAAGCAACUUUCAUUCUGUGCGUCUAGCGUGUUCUCCCCCCCGUUAACCUCCCUUGGCUGCAAAAUGCUUGUUUUCGCUCCUUUGUCUUCAUCUUUGUACAUCUACGCUGUUUCCUGAACUUUGAACUUGAUUUCUUCUUGCGAUGUCCAAGAUUGCGUUAGCUAGGAUACCCUCACUGACAUUCUACAAGGAUGCCGAAACCACUUCGAGAAGGGGGAAACCCAUCCCUCAACUAACUUGCAUCGGAAAACCAUGUCGGUCAUAUACUCCCGACGUCGUAAGGUGUGUUAAUAUUGGUGGUGCAGGAACAGAUGUGGACUGGAAGUGCGAAGCAGAUCUACCCGAAGCUCUGCGCUUCGGAAGAGUCGAAGUUUCUUGUGAGGGAUGGUCAGGUCCCGGUGAUCCAUAUGUUUUGAAAGGAUCCUGUGGCUUGCAGUAUCGGCUCGUUCAAGUCCCGGAUGCUCUUCGGAAAGAAGGGGAUCACAGAGUACCUUCUCGUCUCUCUCGGUGGUACCAAGGUGCGAACAAAUUAGUAUCGACAUGGUGCAAUUGCCUGACCUCUGAUGUAGACGUUACAGCUGAUCCUGCUGCUACCAUUUUCACCAUUAUCUGGACAGCUUUCUUGCUGUUCAUUGUGUAUAGCUUCUUAAAAUCUUGCUUUACCGGACGCUUACAAGGAGAUAAUACAAAUCAAAGACCGCGUUCCUCGCCAGGUUCAGGCUGGUUCCCAGGAUAUCACCGAAACGAUCAGCCACAUGAUCCUCCUCCGCCCUACUCUAAGCACACCACCACGUCGACGCCCACCCCAGCACAAGGAUGGCAGCCUGGUUUCUGGACUGGCGCCGCUCUUGGUGGACUGGGUACCUACCUUUUUAACAACGGCAGACAGAGAGACACUGCGUACGAUUGGGAACGAGAGCGUUUUGCUCGUACCCGACCAAUUUAUCAGCCUACAUCCUCAUUCUUUCCCCCAGAUCUACGACGAUCUCCACAACACCCUGAUGAUGAUCGAGGUGAAGGCCCCUCGAAUCUAGGGUCCAUAAGAAGAAGUACAGGUUUGGGAGGUUCGACGGUGCGGUAGACGCAAUUCAACGAAUGGCCGUUGUUGGUCGAUUCAAGUUUGAAUACGGCUUGUAUCUAGUACUAUAACUUCUCAACCUUAUAUAUCAUCUAGUUUCUGUUCGAGUUUCUUUCAAAACAUACUCGGUUAUGUACUUUGGACCAUGGGCGCUCCG
Somion occarium is the source of this 1357-nucleotide messenger RNA. Lineage: Eukaryota; Fungi; Basidiomycota; Agaricomycetes; Polyporales; Cerrenaceae. The record is from the annotation of a GenBank genome assembly.